Molecule: messenger RNA, 1470 nt
Organism: Miscanthus lutarioriparius
Lineage: Eukaryota; Viridiplantae; Streptophyta; Magnoliopsida; Poales; Poaceae
Source: the annotation of a GenBank genome assembly
AUGAGCGGCGGCGGAGCCGGAGGGAAGGGGGCUAUGGUGGCGGCGGCGCCCGUCCCGGUCGGGUCCAGGAAGCUGGUGCAGGGCCUCAAGGAGAUCGUGAACCUUACGGAGGCGGAGAUCUACGCUGCACCGCGCGAGUGCGGCAUGGACGCCGCCGCCUCGUCUCCCAAGAUAGUAGUCUUAGAUGUUGAAGUCUUUGUAGUAUUAGAUGUAGGAGCUGUGAGUGGUGUUACAAAUGUCCACUAUUCAUUUAGGGUUUCUAGAUUUCCUGCAAAUGCUAUUAGUGACGUGCUCAAGAAUGUUUGCUUUGGAUUUAUGGAUAUGUUCUGGCUUGCUGAGCUCAUGGCUUUGCUGGCAAUAUACUUUCCAAGAGUUCCUCUGCAAACAAACAUAUGGUUACUGAUGGACCAGUAUCAUUGCAAUCAUCGUCUGGGUUUCAGCAUGGUGGUUGAUCUGGGAUACCUGGGCAAGGCUUCUAGCAAACCUGUGGUCACAGCUGACAGAGGUUAUGCUGGACAGUACCCAUCUUUGCCAAACACAAACCAGAACCUGAAACAAUCUGUAAGCAUGGUUCCCCCAACAGAGCUUGACAAGGGGUUACAACCUGCCCAAGAUUCGGUUCAGGUUAAGAAUCAUGGUCAUUCUGCUGCUGACAGCAAUCUCCCAUAUGGUACUGAUUGGUCUCCGCAAGACGACCCAACAUCCCUUCCUGGUGAUCCGUCCUUCACCUUUGCAAUGAGACCAGCACCUGCCUCAGAGAGACACUUGGAACCUAGUGAUGGUAUUUCUGAAUACAAUGAUGGAAUGUUGAACAACUCAAGUUCCUAUCAGCCUCAUAAUUACUCUUACACAGAACAAGAAGAAUGUGUCAGUUUGAGCUUUGGCAGUUUUGGAUCUGGUGCGUUUUCUGGGCUACUCCCACGAAAGGCCACGGAUAGAAAUGUGGAAUUCCCUGCUCGAGAGGAAUCUGCACCAGUAGAUCAAAUAGAUGCCAGGAAUCAAGAUUACUAUGAAAGUGGUGCAGUAACUUCGCAAGCAGACGAAAAUCUUGAGGCCAUGCUGGGAGCCAACAUGGAGAAUGUCGAUGCGCCUUCUGUUUCACAGGCUAAUGAGCUCAGGCAGGCCGUACUUGAUCCUUCUGGACUUCAAUAUGAUGUGCCAUCAGUUUCAAGUCAUGCUUAUUCAAACACGAACGCUUCACAGCCUAGCACAAUGGAGGAUCCACAAGGAAACAACCAAGCACAUACUCUUUCCCAUUUGUCAAACUUGAUGAUUAAAGAGGUUCCUGAGACAAGAUAUCGAUCGGAAAAUAGUUCUACUAAUCGAGGCCUUAGAAGCAGUGCAGAUCGUGGUGGACAGAGCAAUUCUGUGCACUCUAGCUCUACUGAUAACAUGACCUCAAGGCCACCAGUCUCAGGGUCUGGUACGACAUCAGUCAGAGGCAAGCAAUUGCAAGGUAGACAGACUUGA